This is a messenger RNA of Aricia agestis (brown argus), 992 nucleotides long. RefSeq names its product dnaJ homolog subfamily C member 30, mitochondrial-like (gene DnaJ-11). The transcript has 5 exons. Bases 215 to 865 code for a protein of 216 amino acids. The record is from RefSeq and is a predicted model, not a curated record. Lineage: Eukaryota; Metazoa; Arthropoda; Insecta; Lepidoptera; Lycaenidae.
AUAAAAAUUAAAAAACGUGAAAUACGGAGGUUGUGUAAUUGUGCAAUAUGGAAAAAUAUGCAAACAAUCUUACAAAUUAGCAAUUAGAUUAGAAAUUAUUAGUUUUUUUUUACAAAAAAAUAGAAAUGCGAUGUCGACUCAACAAUUUUUGGCUUGUGUUUUCACAAUAAGAUUACAUCAAUAAGUCAUUGAAAAUAUUACUAAGAUUUUGAAGAUGUUUAAACAAACACGGGUAGUAACUAAAUUAGUACGAUCUAUUAAUACGACAUCACAAAAUCAAAAGAGCCACUAUGAUGUACUUGGGAUUACUCCAAAAGCUACGCAAGGUGAUAUCAAAUCAGCCUACUAUAAACUGUCAAAAAUUUACCAUCCGGACAAAUCAAGUGAUGAAGAGUCUGCAAAGAAAUUUCGUGCUAUAACUGAAGCUUAUGAGAUUCUUUGUAAUAUUAAGUUAAAAAAAAUGUAUGACAAAGGUCUAUUGGUGGGUCAGGAAAAUACAUCAAGGAUGCACCCUGAGCCGGAGCCUCUGGAUCCAACUUCAAAAUUCUACAAAUCUAGAACAGUCAGAAAUGUUGCACCAACUAUGGAUGGACGAACACCUAUUUAUGACUUUGAUGCUUGGUCAAAAAAUCACUAUGGGGAAUUAUUCAAUAAGUCUCAAUAUGACAAAGAUUUGCUUUCAAAGAGACAAGCAAAGCAGAGGAACGAUAAGAUUUAUGCCGAGCAGGAGGCUGCAAUUUAUGUAGUGUUUAUGGUGACAGGCCUGAUCAUUGCAUUUGUUGCAUAUGGAAAAGACAAUUUCGAUUAUGAUAAUAUACAAAAAAAAAGUAAACCAUCAGAAAGCAGCAACGCCCCAAACAGUUGACUCUACAUUUUAGGUAGUCCUAAUUUAUUUGAACAUAGUACAUUCUUAAUAACAUUCACUAAUUAGUUUAGUGUGAUAAAAUGUAAAUAGAACACUAUUUUUGUUGAAAUAAAAGUUUUAUUUUAAA